Clupea harengus (Atlantic herring) is the source of this 1252-nucleotide messenger RNA. RefSeq names its product telomere repeat binding bouquet formation protein 2 (gene terb2). Gene Ontology annotation, cellular component: nuclear inner membrane. Gene Ontology annotation, biological process: homologous chromosome pairing at meiosis; meiotic attachment of telomere to nuclear envelope. NCBI's taxonomy places the organism in Eukaryota, Metazoa, Chordata, Actinopteri, Clupeiformes, Clupeidae. The record is from RefSeq and is a predicted model, not a curated record.
CGUAACUCUAGUUAGCAUUAUUGUAGCUAACCAAAUAGUUAUUGCCAUCUUUCAGGGACGACUACCAAAAUGAAUGGGCUUAUCUAAUGUUAUAAAUGUUUUAGGAUAGCUAGUCACUUACACAGCUUUACAGUUAGAUUCCUAAAGAUCGUGCUCACCUGGUAUGCUUGCGAUGGUGAGCCAAAUUACCGUUAGCCACUUUGCUGACUAAUGACAUCCUGUCAGGUAACGCUAGCGAGCAACCUUGUCAGGGCAGGUGUUUUGACAGAAAUGAAAACAGGGUUUGACAAAUGUUUGUUAAACGUCAGCUAACAUGUUUAGAAACAAGACAGCUUGGUUUUCCAAUAGUGUCAAGAGAGGAAUUCGUAGUGUUUGGGUGCGUGAAAGUGGGCUCAUUGUUGGUUGGAGGAGGGCAUCUUACCUGUUCAGUGAUGAUGCCUCCUGCCCUGAUACUCACCGGAUAUUUGUGAGCAGGGAGUAUGUGGAAGGCGAAUUGACUGUUUUCCACAGCGCUUUUAUUUCCAUGUGUGAUGUGCGUCAGAGUGUGAAGUCUGUGCCCAUCGGACACUAUGUGCUUCCACCCGUACCUGUUCAGCAAGAGGUCAAAGCAGUGAUUGGUAGAUUCAUUUGGGAGCAAGAAGAUCUCACUGAAGGGUCCGAGGUGCAGGAGGGUUCACUUAAUCAGUUACAAAGUCAAAAAAGACGCCAUGAAGAUGGUGCAGCUUCCAAGCAAAGGAGCGAGAGAAGUGUGGAUGAGAUGCUCCUGAGUCUGGAUGAGCUCCUGACGGCUUCAGGGAAGGAGGACUCAGCAUGCUGCGAGGUGCAGCACUACCCAGUCAACAACAUGGUCUCAGGAUAUGUGGGCACAGAGCAGCUGACGAGGUACACUGGGGAGCUGCACGACUUCCUUCCUGGCCAGGGUGGCUACUCCGUCUGUGUCCCCAACAAGAGACUUUACUUCACAGCAGGCCAUCCACAAGCAAAAAAGUAGUAGAAUAAACUCCAGGAAAGUUUGUCAAACUCUAAUCUGCUGUGAAAAUGUUUUAGCAUUUGGCGAUGGUACACAUAUCUAUGUGGGAUGGUUGCAAGGAUCGUCGUCAAGUCAUGUUUUCCACAAAAUAUUUUAAAUCUUGUUGGAGCUGGGUAUUGUCAGGAUUGUCUAAUUCAUAUUUUUUAAUCCUUGUAUCUUUGCGAGAAACCAAAUUCAGACACCUGUUCCUGAUUGGCAUGUGCAAACAAUUACACUGUAACC